CAAGGCGGCGAGUGGGCCAGUGAAAGCAACUGCCGAUCAUUUCACUGCGGUGGUGGAGAUUAUUACCAAUCAGUACAUCAUCCAUUGAUGAUGUGAGCAUUGAUCUCACUCCGUAGACUUUGAUGCCACUUUCCUACUAGUAUAUUUUCUUUUGUUGUGUUUUCGUUUCAAAAAGCCAUAUAUUUAACGACAAUGCUCCCUGAAGAAUCAAGCAACACAAGUCCCCCACAACGAACGAACCGUCGCAGCAAGCCUCAAUUAUCAUGCCACCUGUGCCGAAGACGGAAGCUUCGAUGCAACCGCCAAAAACCUUGUUCUUCGUGUACUGCCCGCGGUCUGGCUCUGUCGUGCAAGUAUCCGAGUCAAAAUGGCCGAUCUUCACCCGAAGGUAUACAGAUACAUCACACAGAAGCUCCUCGCACUAGGGCUAGUAUACGAGACCGCGUGGUUCAACUAGAGGAAAUGGUCGUAUCACUAAUCCAGAACCCAUCUCACGAAGGUAGUCGGCCAAUAUCAGUGAUUCGUACUGGCGAUACGGAAGGAGAAAAUCCGGAAGAGGCUACUCAUACUACGCCGCUAUCCGAUGUCGAGAAUUCGCCAAGUCGUGGCAGCAUGAUUUUUGGCUCAUCUGGGCCGCAUUAUGUGAGCGGGACUCACUGGGCUGCUAUUCUGGACAGUAUUACCGACUUGAAAGAACAUCUCGAACAACAGGAAGGCGAACAUGUCACGGCUCCUCCUUACAUGCCGCAUGUACUGUUGUUAUACGGCUGCGAAUCAAUAUCUAAAGAAGAUAUUUUGCAAGCUCUUCCUCCAAAAGUAAAUGUGGAUCGGUUUGUGUCGCAGUAUUUUAAUCGCCUUGACUUAGCACCAUUAUGUCUGCACAGCGGACAAUUUCAGCGUGAAUAUGAAAAAUUCUGGAAUGCUCCAUCGGAAGCCCCGAUUAUGUGGCUCGCUCUACUCUUUUCUAUGAUAUGUUUAUCAGUUUUAGCAUCAAACGUCAUCUCGUCGAGCCCCUAUGUCGAGACAAAUGGCUCUCUUGUCAACAUGUAUCGGGAAAAGAUUGUUCAAUGCUUGACACUCGGUGAGUAUACAAAGCCAGGACGCUAUACACUUGAGGCUCUUUAUAACUACAUGGUGAUUGAAUACUCUAUCAAAAAUGAUGCAAACAAGGAUAUAUGCGUUUUGAUAGGAAUCCUGAUCAAUCUAGCCAUACAAAUGGGCUAUCACCGAGAUCCAUCGCAUUUCCCAGAGAUCUCACCGUUUACCGGAGAAAUGCGGCGGAGGAUAUGGGCAACAUUGUUACAAGGUGAUAUAUUGAUAACAAGUCAAGCGGGGAUGCCUCGAAUAAUCAAAGAAGGACAAUGGGAUACUAUAGAACCGCGCAACCUGCAUGAUUUUGAUUUCAACGAAAGCACUCUGGAGCUCCCACCGUCUCGACCAGAAACUGAAGUUACCGAUAGUUCGCUGGUUAUAGCUCGUCAGCGAAUAUUGACAGCAUUAGGGAAUAUUGCAGAUCUUACCACCACAGUACAACCAUACUCGUAUGCGGAGGUGAUGGAGAUGGACAGGUUUCUCUACUCUGCCGAGAGUAGGCUUCCGUCUCCUUUUCGGAUGAACUCAAUAGGCUCGGCUGUUACAGACUCGCCGCAGAUUAUACUGAAUCGACUGUUCAUAAGGCUUAUGUUCCACAAGGGUCAAAUAAUGUUACAUCGAAAGUACUUGCAUGUACGAUGCAGGUCAUCCUUGGAUGAAGAAAACAAUUACGCGUACUCGCGCAAGUCCUGCCUCGAAGCUGCUUUGAAGGCUUUGGAGAUCCAGCGAGUGUUCUUUGAGGAGACAGGCCCCAAUGGAUAUUUGCAUGAAUUGUGUUGGAAGUUCUCAUCUUUUGUCAACCACGAGUUUUUGACGGCAACCAUGGUGUUAUGCUUUUUCGCUCGGCACGGUCUUGAGGAAUCCAGUACGUCGUUGCUCAUCAGUCAGGAAAAAAUUCUAGACGUACUCGACAAUGCCCAUGAGAUUUGGGUUAAGCUUAGUGAAUCAUCUAAAGAAGCACAAAGGGCCUCUGAUGCACUAGGAGUUCUUCUGGCAAAGCUCAAAGGGAACCAUCCGGCAAUUGACAAUAACCUGGACCUUACCCUAAGAAAGAACCAGCUUGAGCCUCUGAACUUGACAAAUCGGAGUCUUGAUUCCCCAAUGACAUCGCUAGAUUUCGCGCACUUCGAACACACAUUGCAGCUGGAUGAACCAUUUAUUGGUAUAAGUCCCGAUUGCUAUCAUACGGCGAUAAAUAAUUUCCCGUCUUUAUGGUAGUAUGUUCGAUAUAUAUGGAUAGUUAUUCUGAUCUAGACGACUUUAGGAUCAUAAUCAGCACAGUUAAACUAGGGGAUUAAAAUUUUGAAAAGUCACUGAAACUUUAGGAGGUGUUAUAUCCAUAGAUGUAUCUUUGGAUGAAUUGGCUUUAAAAUAUAUCUUUUUGAAUCCAUUACCCCAUUGUAAAUAAAUACUGUGCAUAGAAGUCUUCCCCCGCUUAUUGCCGACAUUUCAUUUGAGUUAAAC
Messenger RNA from Talaromyces proteolyticus, 2556 nucleotides. RefSeq lists its product as uncharacterized. Gene Ontology annotation, biological process: DNA-templated transcription; regulation of DNA-templated transcription. The coding region runs from base 193 to 2310 and encodes 705 amino acids. The transcript is spliced from 5 exons. Gene Ontology annotation, molecular function: DNA binding; zinc ion binding; DNA-binding transcription factor activity, RNA polymerase II-specific. Gene Ontology annotation, cellular component: nucleus. NCBI's taxonomy places the organism in Eukaryota, Fungi, Ascomycota, Eurotiomycetes, Eurotiales, Trichocomaceae. The record is from RefSeq and is a predicted model, not a curated record.